Messenger RNA from Diplodia corticola, 891 nucleotides. Its product is annotated as zygote arrest protein 1. Bases 1 to 891 code for a protein of 296 amino acids. The record is from RefSeq and is a predicted model, not a curated record. Lineage: Eukaryota; Fungi; Ascomycota; Dothideomycetes; Botryosphaeriales; Botryosphaeriaceae. The transcript has 2 exons.
AUGUCCAGCCAGGUUCAGCCGGUCCAGUUCGAGCUGAGCCGCCACAUCCUGAAGAAGGUUGCUUCGGCCAUCAAGUUUGACGAGAGGGCUGACGCGAGCUGGCUCAAAAUCGAGUUCAUCCGCCCCAGCACUGAGUACGGAGUCCCCAUCACCGUCGAUUCAGACGAUCCCAAGUUCUUCAGGAUCCAGAACAUCUGGGCCACGGCCGUCCAGGCCGAUCCGACCAUCAAAGACGAAGGCGCCCUCAUCCUUAAGGCUAGGAGGAAGGACGGAACUCCGGUCUCUGCCAUCGACCCCAGCAAGUACCACGUCCCCUCUGACGCAGUCCAAUCCAACGUCACUGCCGAGCCCGCCCGUCACCCAAGCCUGAGCAACCUUCGUGGUGCAUCUCCGUUAGGCGCCAGCAAGGCUCCCAAACUUAGCCCCACUGCUGUCACGAGCGCUUCGAAUCUCCGUUCAAGCGCCUCACCUGAGGUUCCCGACAACACCAUGAUGCAUGACCGUGUCCCCCAUGCUGGCGAAAUCCAGAAGCCGGAUGGUAUGGCUUCCAUACUUGGAUCUAAUCAGCAGAACGCGCGCCGCGCUCCUGGAUGCGACACCGAGGCCUCUGAGGCUCCUCGUCGCCGUCGCGCUUACAGCGGCUCCACUGUGUACUCCCCUGCUACUACUACGGUCACGUUCCAAGCCAACAUAACCACUGGUCCCAACAUCGUUGCAGUCCCUUUCGACCUUGACAACAUCAACGAGUCCAUCGAUGACAUCGUCGCCUACGUUGACUGGAAGAAUAGUGAGGUUGGUCGCGCCAGCCCGGUCGAUUUCAAGACGUUCCUGAGCAUCAUGCGCUUCCGUCCCAUUCAAGCUAAUGCCGUAGUCCUACGCAAGGCGGAGUGA